UGUGGCAGUUUAUCAAAUCAUAUGCGUCUUUACUCUCUCACAGACGAGGAGACCAAGCAUCACUCGCUCUGCUGGUAAAGGCAGCAGAUUCUCUGCCACCAUGAGCCUUCUUCGCCUCUGGUGUGCCUCCCCGACUGCCUCAUUGCCGCUUUCGGCGGGUACCCAUCAACGGAAGCUCGACAGCCACCGCUUUGAUCUUGUUUUCUUUCCUCCUGGAAAAACCUCCUUCCGCAUCAGAACCUCCAGAAGCUUGGAUUUUCCUCAGACGGUAGAGAACGAAGAUAGGCAGGACGCUGGUGAGAGUCCUAAGGAUGGGUUGGAUGUGGAACAUCGGGAAACUAAUGGCGGAGUUCGUGCAGACGGUGUUGUUGGUGGGGAAGAGGCCGAUUUGGCUCGUAGCAAUUUGGGGACGCCUGAGAGAGCUCGGAAGAAGGUAGUGGAAGUCGACGAAUCCGAUAGAUUCACGCUUCGAAACGGACGGGAGGUUUUUGAGGAAAAAGCUUACUUGGUUGGCGUUGAACAUAAAAGAGGAAAAGAUGAUUUAUUUGUUAUCGAAGAAUCAUUAGAGGAACUUGCUCAGCUGGCAGACACUGCUGGAUUGAGGGUAGUUGGAUCUACAUAUCAAAAGCUUGGGAAUCCCAACCCAAGAACAUACAUAGGAUCUGGCAAGGUUGCAGAAAUCCGAACUGCAAUUCAUGCUCUGGACGUUGAGACCGUAAUUUUUGAUGACGAGCUAUCACCAGGACAACUUCGCAACCUUGAAAAGGCCUUUGGAGGAGAUGUACGAGUUUGUGACCGCACAGCCCUUAUUUUGGACAUUUUUGAUCAGCGUGCUGCAACUCGUGAAGCAUCUUUGCAGGUUUCAUUGGCUCAAAUGGAAUAUCAAUUACCACGGCUAACAAGAAUGUGGACGCACCUUGAACGACAAGCUGGAGGGCAAGUGAAGGGAAUGGGAGAGAAGCAGAUAGAAGUGGACAAGCGUAUCUUGCGAACUCAAAUAGGUGUUCUGAGGAAGGAGUUGGAAUCUGUUAGACAGCAUAGAAAGCAAUACCGAAAUCGACGUUUGUCUGUACCUGUACCUGUGGUUUCUCUUGUGGGUUAUACAAAUGCUGGGAAAAGUACACUUUUAAACAGACUAUGUGGGUCAGAUGUUCUUGCAGAAGAUCGCUUGUUUGCAACAUUGGAUCCAACUACAAGAAGGGUGAAGAUGGGAAAUGGGAGAGACUUCCUUUUAACGGACACUGUUGGAUUUAUCCAGAAACUGCCAACUACUCUUGUUGCAGCUUUCCGGGCAACACUCGAAGAAAUCUCAGAAUCCUCACUGCUGGUGCAUGUUGUGGACAUAAGCCACCCCCUUGCACAGCAGCAAACAGAUGCAGUUAGCCAGAUACUGAAAGAAUUAGAUGUGACCUCCAUUCCCAAGCUAACGGUCUGGAACAAGGUUGAUAUGGUGAACGAUCAUGAAGAAAUUAAGCUACAAGCAGCUGAGAGUGGUGAUGUUAUAUGCAUAUCAGCUCUGACGGGUGAGGGACUGCAGGAGUUCUGUGAUGCAAUUCAAACAAAAUUGAAGGACUCAAUGGUAUGGAUAGAAGCACUUGUACCUUAUGACAAAGGGGAGCUUCUCAAUACUAUACAUGAAGUUGGAAUGGUGGAGAAAAUGGAUUACAAGGAGGAAGGUACAUUCGUUAGAGCAUAUGUUCCUCUUCCGCUUGCAAGAUCAUUAACUCCCAUGAGGCAGUUCUGUGCUUCAUAAAUAAAUGGUGUUACCAAUGGAUUCGGAAGCCCUUAUUUCCAGAACUAGGUUCAGAUCAUAGAGCAACUGUACCUUCUGCAGGAGAUGAGGUAUCGGUGGCUACUGGCUGCAUUGCUUGUACAUAAACCGCACGGAUGAGACCAUAAUGGAAUGAAAGAAAUGAUUUUUUGUUGUAAA
Messenger RNA from Nymphaea colorata (pocket water lily), 1930 nucleotides. RefSeq lists its product as uncharacterized. Lineage: Eukaryota; Viridiplantae; Streptophyta; Magnoliopsida; Nymphaeales; Nymphaeaceae. Gene Ontology annotation, molecular function: ribosome binding; GTP binding. Gene Ontology annotation, cellular component: cytoplasm. Bases 101 to 1753 code for a protein of 550 amino acids. The transcript is spliced from 13 exons. The record is from RefSeq and is a predicted model, not a curated record.